Molecule: messenger RNA, 858 nt
Organism: Linum trigynum
Lineage: Eukaryota; Viridiplantae; Streptophyta; Magnoliopsida; Malpighiales; Linaceae
Source: the annotation of a GenBank genome assembly
AUGAGCUCCGUACGGAACGACAACUGGCCGCCGUUGUCGCCGUCGGCCAGCGAGGACAGCCACUUCCUCGCACUCUCGCCGUUGGAUCUCGACAGGUUCGACAACCAAUGGUUUCAGAUGUUCUCCCCUUCAUGGCAGCAGCUCGAACCGGAGGAGGAAAUCGACCAGCCCGACCAAACCCUAGUCGAACCGGCCGUACAAGUGGGCCCCACCGAUCCUCCUCCUCCUCUUCCCAAGCCAACCGAUAAUCCUCAACCUCCACGCUCCUCCUUGGAGCUCCUCCAGAAGUACGGCGGCGGUGGCGGCGGGGGCGUGAGCGGGAAUAGGCCGUCUUCUUCAUCCACGUGUUCCACUCCUCCGCCGCAGUGGCGGCCCUUGGCCGUGGAGGAGGCGCUGAGGAUCGCCGGGAGGAGGAUCGUGGAGUUCUCUUCCGGAAAAGCUGGGGCGCCGUCGAUGCUCAACAUCCCUUUCGAUCCUUCGCUCUCGCACCUCUGCGAGGAUGACGUCAGAAGCGUGGAGCUGGCGGAGUACCUGCUGGCGGCCGCGGAGCGGAUCGGGGACAAGCAGUUCGACCACGCCGCCGCUUUGCUGAAUUUGUGCGAGUCGUUGGCUUCGAAUACUGGGAACGCCGUUCAGAGGUUGGGAUACUGCUUCUGCAAAGCCCUAAGAAAGAAGAUUGCUCACGACACAGGUAACAAACCACCUCAAGAAACUAAGACAUCGGUCCGAAACGCGAAUGAAUCAAAGGUGCUGACAUCGGAUUUCAUAGUAAAAGCAAUGCAAUGUGGGGCCAUCCCAAUGUUCCAGUUUGCUCGGCUUAUAAGUGACAAUCAUGAGCUGAGAGUAGAGUUCUACUAA